Arthroderma uncinatum is the source of this 1365-nucleotide messenger RNA. RefSeq names its product lipase 1. Gene Ontology annotation, biological process: lipid catabolic process. Lineage: Eukaryota; Fungi; Ascomycota; Eurotiomycetes; Onygenales; Arthrodermataceae. The record is from RefSeq and is a predicted model, not a curated record. The transcript has a single exon. Bases 1 to 1365 code for a protein of 454 amino acids. Gene Ontology annotation, molecular function: triacylglycerol lipase activity.
AUGGUCGUCCUCCUCAAGCUUUGGCUUGGCCUGUUGUUUUUCGCAAUCACGGCUCAAGCUCUGCCACCAUGGCGCCUUCAACUCCGUGGAGCAGCUCCCCUUCCUUCCGAAGACCCCUUCUACCGACCCCCUGAAGGCUAUGAGAAUGCUGCGCCUGGUGCUAUCCUGAAGCAGCGCAAAGUCCCCAACCCCAUUGCCAUCUUGGGCAAAAUACCUGUGAAACUAAAGGACGCCUACCAUGUCAUGUACCGCACAAGCGACAACUUUCGCAACGCAACCGUCGCCGUGACCACAAUCCUAAUCCCCGAGAAGCCCAAUUACAAGAAGCUCCUCUCCUUCCAGGUCGCGGAGGAUGCCUCCUCUCCGAACUGCGGCGUCUCUUAUGCCGUGCAGAAGGAUCACCAAACCGGCCCAAAGCUUGGAACCAUCGUCACCGAAGCUGAAUUUCUUCUCAUGAUCGCGGCCCUGAACAACGGGUGGGUCGUGACCGCCCCUGAUUUCGAAGGGUUGGAAGGCUCAUGGCUCGCCAACUCCCGCGCGGGCUACGCUGUCCUCGAUGGUAUCCGUGCAAAUUUGGCCUCAACCAGUUUCACCGGCAUUGCAAAAGAUGCCACUAUCACUAUGUGGGGGUAUUCUGGCGGUAGUCUAGCGAGUGGCUUUGCUGCCGAACUUCAACCCAGCUACGCACCUGAGCUGAAGAUUGCCGGUGCAGCACUUGGAGGAACAGUUCCCAAAGUCAGCACCGUUGUUCAAUCUGUCAAUAAAGGCUUUUUCACUGGCCUGAUACCCGGCGGUAUCUUUGGACUAAGCAAAGACUACCCUGUCAUCAGGAAGGUUAUCGAUGAGGAGCUCGUCCCUGAAAAACGAGAUGCCUUCAUGAAGGUAGCAGAUCAGUGCUUUACGGCCAACAUUGCCGACUUUGCAUACCAGGACAUGUUGACUUACCUCAAAGACCCAAAAGUCUUGACACGACCAGACCUAGUGGCUAUCAUGGAUGAAAACUCAAUGGGCAAGCACAUUCCCAAGAUCCCACUCUUCAUUUACAAGGCCGACAACGAUGAAGUCAGUCCUGCCUCCGAAACCAAUGCCCUUGUGAAGUACUAUUGUGACAACGGAGUCAUCGUCCACCACAACCGCGAUUUGACUGCAAAGCACCUACUUCUGGCUGUCACCGGUGCGCCUGAUGCCUUGAACUGGCUUGCCGAUAGAUACGCGGGGAAGUCUGUUGGUACCAAAUGCAAACAGACCAAGGAAUUCAUCAGUUUCUUAGACCCUCGCGCCCUGAGAGUUCUCAGCUUUACUCUUAUCAAGGAGUUCCUGGUGUUGUUGGGCAAACCCAUCUCAGGCCUCAACUUUGCCCAUUAA